AUGGGUCGACGACAAGGCAAUGUGUUUGAUAGGAAAGAAGUGAUGGAUUUAAUGCAACGGCGACUGGAUGGUACUAUUAAAAGUCUGCGCGAAUUAAAGGAUAGAAUUUCAGAGGAGACGGGUGAACAAAUUGCACUUACAACACUUUGGCAGCAGAUCCAUAAAAUGAGGGGAGAGGCAGUCAAUAGCAAACCUGGUUAUGUUCGAAUGACUACAUCACGUGUUUCACGAAUUGAUGGUUCACGAGUUAGUAUUCGAGAGGAAGAUGAUGAUAUUGAUACACAUAACCAAUCGAUUGGAGUUCAACUUCCAGACGCCACUGACUCUUCGUUACGUCGAUCGGCUCGUACAUCUAAACGGAAAAGCUAUUCGCCUACACCUAUGUUAUCCAGACUUGAUCUGAAGAAGUCGCGUGUUGGCGCAACUUCUGUAUCUAACAACAAUAUAACUUUGGUUUCUCAUUCUCUAAGGUGUUUGGGAAUGCCAAAAAAGGAGAAAAUCGUCAGGCGGAAAAGAAUUGAUGAGCCAAAGAAUUGGGAUAAAGAUGUGGAAGAGUCAAUUAGACAAGAAGCUUUGAGGCAUGAGGAAGAGGCUGCGGAUGACCCACUGGCUAAGGCAAAAUCAAAAGUCUGGUUAUUUUGCGAGAAAUUCGACGAAGAUGGUGAAUCAAAAGCAAAAUGCAGAAUUUGUGGCAUGGUCAUGGUACGCAAGUUGGGUUCAACGAGGGCGAUGCUACGUCACUUACGAAAAAUGCACGAUAAUCUCAUUGAAGGGAUCAUCAGGCCGGUAACAAAACGUGUUACAGCAAUUGCUGGAAAACCGAGAGGUGAUGAUGGUUUUGACAUUGAUGAUGAUAGCGCGUGGGUGGAAGAGGUUGAUGAAGAAGAUUUCGAUGAUUAUGAUGAACAGCAGUAUGCAGUUGCACAGCACUGUGUUGAUAAAGGGAAAGUCAUUACCUACAACAGUUAUGCAGGUGAAGGAGGUCCGUCUUAUGCUGGCGAAGUAUUCAUUCGAGAAGAUGGCUCUUACGCUGAUGGAGAUGAAUUUGUGGACGUGGUAUACGUGCAGGAAGGAAAUUCGUUUGAUGAAAUCAUUUCAAAAUCGAACGACGGAAGUUCAUUUGUUAAUAACGAAUUGCCUUCCAUGGAAAAUAGAGGUGAAGAAGCUCCCAUACCUUCACGUUUGAAGCGUAGCAUUUCUGAUUCCGAACUAGCCCAACCAUUCUCCAGAAACGGCAACAACGAUAUUGAACAUUAUGAGGAUACAAAUUUGGAGACAGAUAGAGCGAUGGGGAAUUUAAAUUUACUGACUGGAGCGGAAAAAAGGCGACAAGAUAUAGAUGAUGAGCAUUUUAGCCGCAUUAUCGCCUCAUCCAUUCUAACAUUUCCUCCGGAGCAGCGAGAGCUUGUGCGUUGCGCUGUCAUGCAAUGUAUCGAAGAAAUGAGAUCGGCCGAAUCAACUGCAGCCGAAGAAACGGGAGUUCCUGAAGUAACCGAUGAAGAAUUGGUUCAGAUCUCCGAUGUUUGA
This is a messenger RNA of Cercopithifilaria johnstoni, 1527 nucleotides long. The record is from the annotation of a GenBank genome assembly. Lineage: Eukaryota; Metazoa; Nematoda; Chromadorea; Rhabditida; Onchocercidae.